Aureobasidium uvarum is the source of this 465-nucleotide messenger RNA. The record is from the annotation of a GenBank genome assembly. Lineage: Eukaryota; Fungi; Ascomycota; Dothideomycetes; Dothideales; Saccotheciaceae.
AUGGUCGCCAAGUAUAUUGACACCAACUUCGACCAGUUCUUCGACAAGUACAACAACAUUCUAAUAAAAUCAGAGAGUUAUGUCACCAAGCGCCAAUCCAUCAAACUGCUUGGUGAAGUUCUGCUGGACCGCCAAUUUUACGAAAUCAUGACCCGCUAUGUUGAGUCUGGCGACAACCUCAAGCUCAUAAUGUGGCAGCUCAAGGACGAUCGCAAAAUGGUGCAGUAUGAGGCUUUCCACGUGUUCAAAAUCUUUGCCGCAAACCCCAACAAAUCACCCGACGUCAAGCGUCUAUUGACCAUGAAUCGUCAACGCCUGUUGGAUUUCUUGCCAAACUUCUUGGCCGAUCGCACAGAGGAUGACCAGUUCUCGGAUGAGAAGAGUUAUCUCAUCAAGCAGAUCAAGCUGUUGCCUCAGACGCCGAGUCAGCAAUCGAGAAAUGCAAGCCAGGAAUCAUCGAGAUAG